Molecule: messenger RNA, 1895 nt
Organism: Calidris pugnax (ruff)
Lineage: Eukaryota; Metazoa; Chordata; Aves; Charadriiformes; Scolopacidae
Gene: TAPBPL
Product: TAP binding protein-like
Exons: 7
Coding region: 23-1444 (473 amino acids)
Source: RefSeq, a predicted model, not a curated record
AGGAGGAUUCCACAGGGUUUGGAUGGAAGGAGCGUUCCCGGGGGGCAGGAUGGCCGAGGGGCUGGUGCUGUGCGGGGUCCUGGUGCUGUGCGGGGUCGGGCUGGUCCCGGCGGAGGGGCCGGCAGAAGUUCCUACACCAGCACCUCCAUUUCGCAAGGUGGAUGUCCCCCUGGGCUGCUCCUACGUGGGGGAAGAGGAGAGGGGCUUGCUGCGUGCCACAGGGGGCUCGUCCUCUGAACAUCCAGCUACCCUCCUGCUGAGGGGGCUCAGCGUCAGAGACGAGGGGAACUUGGAUGAUCUGACCAAGUACAAAGUCCCACAGGGAAGUCCUGACUCUUCUCCCAUUGUGUUUGAAGCCUCAGGCGAGUUGGUAUCCAUCCCACAUGCAGAGUCCCUGCUGCACGCAGACUGUGAAGGGGAGGAGGUGAACUGCGAGAUCUCCCCAUACAGCUCCCGCUGGGCUCCUGGUGAGAAGCCCUGCAGUACCUCCUGGUUCAUAGCCACCCUGCGCCUCUCCAGUGGGAUCAGUAUCGUCCUGGUGCUCAGAGGACCCCACUGCAGCAGCCAGGAGGAGGAGCACGAUGCAACACUGCACCCAAAGCUGAGGAUUCCUAUGAGCAAGGAAGGAACGUUGCUGACCACAGUUGAAUUUCAAUCGUCGUCACGCAACACCUCCCUGCACGCGCAUCUUGGUGGCUCAAUCACCCUCGACUGCCGCUUUGCCUUGGCUCCCAGCUCCUCGUUCUCCUCCCUGGAGUGGAGGAGGCAGCAUCAAGGCAGCGGCCGCAGCCUUUUCCGGUACCAGGUGGGGAGCACAGGCCCGGCAGCGCAGCCGAAUGUCCAUGUGGAUGUGAAGGAGCUGCUGGGGAGUGGAGAUGCAUCACUCAGCCUGCGAGGAGUGAGCGUGGCAGACGAAGGGACGUACAUCUGUUUGCUGUCCACACCGCUGCACCAGGUCCAGCACAACAUCCAGCUGCUUGUGGCCGCGCCUCCAAGAGUUCGUGUCAUUCCAGAAGUGGUGUCGUUAGAGAGAGAUGUGACGACUACUCUGACCUGCAGCAUUGCUGGCUAUUACCCACUGGAUGUCUCGGUGAGCUGGACACAGAAGACUCCUGAAGAUGACGUGGAAAUCCCUCUCUCAAACGCACGUUUCUCCAGCCACCGGCAAAGCCAAGAUGGCACCUACAGCAUCACCUCAUACCUCAGCAUCAGCUCAGCCACAGCGCGGGCACCAGCCACCUACAGCUGCCAUGUUUCACACAUGGCCCUGGCAGAGCCCAUCUCUGUGAGCUCCCAUCUUAUGGCACCAAGUCCAGGGCAAACAGGAUCAGGACUGGUGGGGGGUAUCAUUGCUACGGCCAUUUUCAUUGUCGUCCUCUACAUUGUGCUCAGGAGCAGAGCAGCUAAGCCAAAGUCUGAGCAACUUCUAAGGGCUUCAGAAUAGAAGGAACCCUUGUGUCACCCACCUGCACUCUUUUCCCUCCCAUCUCUUGACACAUCCUGCUCAGGAGAGCCAGCCCUGUCCAAAUAUUAACAGAGCUUUUGGUCUGUAUGGGAGGGGUACGACUGCCCUUGGUGGAGGAGCUGAGUGACAAGUCAGAGGUGGACUCACAGAAAAACGUGUCUUCAUCUUGGGAGGGCAACAUGGUUAGCCUCAGCUCUUUGCUGAGUUGCUGUGUUAGAUGCAUCAUGCAUACGUUUUUAGAAAUGCUUCUUCUCUGGUUUCAGGGAAAAUUAAAUUGUAUAUAGGUGAGUGUUUGUAUGACUGUAUAUAUGCAUGUGUAUAUACAGAUAUAUGUAUGUAUGUUCAUGUUGUAAAUAGCAGUUUACACACCUUUGUGUCUGUAGAUGUAUAUAGGUACAUUUGGUUAAUGCUGAUGAGGCAAGCGUUUAAG